AUGUUUGGAGCUACCAGAGCAGUAUUGAGUGGUCUUGUCAACAAACCAAUCAAGCAGACACACACAUGGAGAAUGGGACAGAAAAAAAGAAAGACUAUGCAAAAGGAUGUUGAAGAUUUCCUCAGAUUACACAAUACUUGUUACUCAAAGAAUUUACCAAAACCAAGACAUGCCGUUGAAAAUGUUUGUUUAUUGUUGUUGAUGUUUUCGGUUGAUAAUUCUUCACUAAAAAUGGAUAAUAAACAACAAAAGUUGACUCAUAUGCCAGGUGGUAAAGCCUAUGACGACUCGAUGUUUGAGGAUGGUCUCGAUAUUUUCACAUUGUUCAAUAAGCAACACGGUUAUACCUACGACGACUUGAUCAUGUUGCCAGGACACAUCAAUUUCUCUGCGGACCAGGUCGACUUGAAGUCGCGUCUCACCAAGAAUAUCAACCUGUCGAUUCCACUCGUUUCCUCGCCAAUGGAUACCGUCACCGAACACCUGAUGGCCAUCAACAUGGCGUUGCUCGGUGGUAUCGGUAUCAUCCAUUACAACAACUCCAUCGAAGAGCAAGUCGCCGAGGUCAAGAAGGUCAAGCGUUUCAAGAACGGUUUCAUCACCGAUCCACUCGUGCUCUCACCAAAACACCGUUUGUCCGACGUCGACAACAUCAAAGCCAAGUACGGAUUCUCUGGUAUUCCCAUCACCGAGGAAGGACGUAUCGGUAGCAAGCUCGUCGGUAUCGUCACCAGCCGUGACACUGACUUUAUCAAGGACCGUUCCACCCUGCUCUCUGAGAUCAUGACAACCGACUUGAUCACCGCACCAGCCAACGCCACUCUCGAGGAGGCAAACAACAUCAUGAAGAAAUGCAAGAAGGGUAAGCUUCCACUCAUCAACGACAAGGGAGAACUCGUUGCUCUCGCUUCGCGUGACGACCUCGUCAAGAAUCGUGACUUCCCAUGCGCCACCAAGGAUCAUGAGAACAAGCGUCUUUUGGUCGGUGCCGCUUUGGGUACUCGUGAUACCGAUAAGCAACGUUUGGCCGCUCUCGAUGCCGCCGGUGUCGACGUCGUCGUCAUCGACUCUUCACAGGGUGACUCAUCGUUCCAAAUCGAAAUGGUUCGUUGGAUCAAGCGUACCUACCCAAGAAUCGAUGUCAUCGGUGGUAACGUCGUUACCUGUCGUCAAUCCGAGUCACUGAUUGGUGCCGGUGUCGACGCACUCCGUGUCGGAAUGGGUGUCGGAUCGAUCUGCACCACCCAAGAAGUGAUGGCUUGCGGUCGUCCACAGGCUACCGCCGUUUUCAAGACCGGUCUCUACUCAUCGCAGUUUGGUGUGCCCAUUAUUGCCGACGGUGGAAUCCGUACGAUCGGACACAUCAUCAAGGCACUCUCACUGGGUGCAUCGUCCGUUAUGAUGGGAUCGAUGUUGGCCGGUACCGAAGAGGCACCCGGUGACUACUUCUACAAGGACGGAAUGCGUCUCAAGAAAUACAGAGGUAUGGGUUCGCUAGAGGCCAUGGUCAAGGGUGGCGAUCAACGUUACUUCUCCGAGACCGAGAAGAUCAAGGUUGCCCAAGGUGUCUCGGGUAGCGUCGUCGACAAGGGUUCAGUCAAGAAGUUCGUACCCUACUUGGUUCAGGGUAUCAAGCACGGUCUCCAAGAUCUCGGUUGUCAAUCCAUCAAUAUUUUGCGUCAAGAUGUAUAUAACGGUAAAGUCAGAUACGAGGUUAGAAGUACCGCCGCUCAAUGUAUUGGUGUAUACAUAUUCCAACACCAUGGUGGUAAAAUUUAUUGUUUAGAUAUACCAACAUAA
Molecule: messenger RNA, 1800 nt
Organism: Heterostelium album PN500
Lineage: Eukaryota; Evosea; Eumycetozoa; Acytosteliales; Acytosteliaceae
Gene: guaB
Product: IMPDH/GMPR family protein
Exons: 5
Coding region: 1-1800 (599 amino acids)
Biological process (GO): GTP biosynthetic process
Cellular component (GO): cytoplasm
Molecular function (GO): IMP dehydrogenase activity
Source: RefSeq, a predicted model, not a curated record